Messenger RNA from Arachis ipaensis, 2949 nucleotides. The record is from RefSeq and is a predicted model, not a curated record. Lineage: Eukaryota; Viridiplantae; Streptophyta; Magnoliopsida; Fabales; Fabaceae.
UUUAAUUAUUUUUGAAGAUUUAAUUUGUUCUGAUGUAUAAAUACGAGAAAACAAUAUAAAUCAGUCAAUAAUCAACUAAUAGUCUAAUAUUGAUUUUGAAUUUUUGGAUGUAGAAAGUAAAAAUCUUCUUAUGAUUCUUUUUAAUGAUCUGAUAUAUAUUUGUUGAUUAAGAUGAAGCAUUUGGGUAGUUUUAAUUCUUUCAUAGCAGCUUGAUUACCUUCAUGGCUUCCUCUUGAUUGGAAUUCACAAGCAUGAAGCAUCCUCUUUAAGCAAUGAUAAGGCAAAGAAAUGAGUGGCUGACAAGAGAGACUGAAAAUUAUUUUCUUAUUGUUUUAUUUAAAUUAUUUUGUUGGAAUUCACAAAUCACAAGCAUUCUCUUUAAGUAAUGAUAAGGCAAAUUCUCUUUAAGCAAUGAUAAGGCAAAGAAAUGAGUAGCUGACAAGAGAGGCUAAAAAUUAUUUUGUUGUUGUUUUAUUUAAAUUAUUUUGUUGUAUACUUGUAUUUAUAAUUUUAUAUUGUAAUUUUUAAUUUGUGUAGAAUUGUGUAUUUAUAAUUUUAUACUUGUAUUUAUAAUUUUGUAUUUAUAAUUUUAUCUUAUUAGUAAUGGAGAAAUAUUUCAAAAGAACCUCAUCAUUGGAGAUUGGAUCCCAAAACAAUUCAUCAACCUCUUCUAAUAAAAGGAGGUUUUUAGAAUUCAAAGUAGAUAAUCUUAUAGCAGAUCCAGGACAACGACCAAAUAUUUCAAGUUAUCACCCGAAUGACAGAGACAAAGUUAGAUGUGCAUAUUUGCAAAAAGGUCCUUGUCAACCAAGGACUCAUGGUUUUCCGCAAACUGUUUGUGGUUCUUCUUUUCGAAGAUUUAAUCCUAAUUGGUUUGAUGACUAUGGCAACUGGUUAGAGUAUAGUAUAUCAAAAGAUGCUAUUUUUUGUCUUUGUUGUUAUCUUAUGAAACCUGAGACUGAAGGUGGUGAUGCUUUUGUAACUACUGGCUUUUCAAAUUGGAAAAAAAAGGAGAGACUACAAAUUCAUGUUGGGAUUCAUGAUAGCGCUCAUAAUCAAGCUUGGAGAAAAUGUGAAGCACUUAUGAGACCAAAACAACACAUCACUGCUGCUAUUGAAAAACAAUCUGAGCAAGCUAAAAAGAAUUAUCAAAUUCACUUGACAGCAACAAUUGAUUGUAUUAGAUUUCUUUUGCGACAAGGAUUGGCCUUUCGUGGUAAUGAUGAGACAGAUGAUUCUGUUAAUCAAGGAAAUUUUUUGGAACUUCUAAACUUUCUUGCGCAACAUAAUGAAGAGAUUGGUCAUGCUUUCAAAAAUGCUCGUGGGAAUCUUAAACUAAUAGCACUCUCAAUUCAAAAAGAUAUUGUAAGAGCUGAUGCAAGGGAAACGACAAAAGUUAUUAUAGAUGAUCUUGGGGAUGAAUUAUUUGCUGUAUUGGUUGAUGAAGCCCGUGACAUUUCUAUUAAGGAGCAAAUGUCAGUUUGCUUAAGGUAUGUGAACAAAGAAGGACAAGUUAGGGAGCAUUUUCUUGGUCUUGUUCAUGUUUCUAAUACUAAUGCUUUAUCUCUAAAAUUAGCAUUGGAGUCAUUAUUAGAAACAUAUAAUUUAAGUUUAUCAAGAGUACGUGGACAAGGAUAUGAUGGUGCAAGUAACAUGCAAGGAGAAUUUAAUGGUUUGAAAACUUUGAUAUUGAAAGAAAAUUCUUAUGCUUUCUAUGUACAUCGCUUUGCUCACCAACUUCAGUUAGCUCUUGUAACGGUUGCAAAAAAACAAGUUGAAAUUGCUUUGCUUUUUAAUUUGUUAACUAAUUUGUGCAAUGUUGUUGGAGUUUCGUGUAAACGAAGAGAUAUGCUUCGUGAUAGUCAAAUGACUAAGACAAUUGAAGCACUAAAAAGUGGAGAAAUUUCUAGUGGGCGUGGUUUGAAUCAAGAAAUAGCUUUAAAAAGAGCUGGAGACACUAGAUGGGGUUCACACUAUGGAACUAUACUUGGAUUAAUUUCUUUAUUUCCUUCUGUGGUUAAUGUUCUUGAAUAUGUUGAGGAAGAUGGAAAUAAUUCAGAACAAAGAGCUGAAGCAUGUCAUUUAUUGAAUGUCAUUCAAUCCUUUGAAUUUAUUUUCAACUUGCACUUGAUGAAAAAUAUCUUGGGAGUUACUAAUGAGUUAUCUCAAGCGUUACAAAGGAAUGAUCAAGACAUUGUAAAUGCUAUGGCAUUAGUCAAAGUGUCUAAGCAACGGUUGCAAAAUAUAAGAGAUGAUGGCUGGUCUCUUUUACUUGACGAAGUCUCACUAUUUUGUGACAAACAUGAUAUUACUGUUCCAAUCAUGGAUGAUAUAUUUGUGUCACAAGGAAGAUCAAGACGCAAAGCUCAAAAGAUAUCAAAUUUUCAUCAUUUUCAAGUUGAGAUAUUCUAUCAAGUAGUUGAUAGACAACUUCAAGAACUCAAUAAUCGUUUUACAGAGGUGAAUACUGAAUUGCUUCUUUGCAUAGCUUGUUUGAAUCCAAGACACUCAUUUUUUGCAUUUGAUAAGGAGAAGUUGAUCCAGUUAGCUCAAUUCUAUCCAUUAGAAUUUUCUUCCACUCAACUUUUGGCACUUGACAGUCAACUUGAGAACUUCAUACUAGAUGUGCGUUCUGAUGAUUAAUUCUCAGACUUAAAUGGAAUUGGUGCUCUUUCUUAGAAGUUGGUUGAGACUCGAAAAAAUAUUGUUUAUCCAUUAGUGUUUCUUCUUUUGAAGUUAGCAUUAGUUUUGCCCGUAGCAACUGCAUCAGUUGAAAGAACUUUUUCUGCUAUGAACAUCAUAAAGAGUCGACUUCGAAACCGUAUGGGAGACGAAUUUUUAAAUGAUUGUUUAGUGACAUACAUAGAAAGAGAGACAUUUGAUUGUAUUGACAAUGAAAAGAUUAUUCAAUCUUUUCAAAAUAUGAAACCUAGAAGAAUGGAAUUCUAA